AUGGUUACCAGUCCUACUGCACUGUCUGCCGUCCGCAAGGCAAGGCAAGUGGAUGCUGCUGUGAAGCACUGCAAUUGUAACAGUGUUGGCCUUUCUCAAGUUUUCUGGAAUCUUCUCAUUAUAUCAGAUAUGAAGAAAAAGUUUGUGGAGCGUCGUUACCAGUUCUUCAUCUCCAAACUUGUAGGCUUCAGCUGUUCUGAAUUUGAUAGCUACAUUUCUCAGCUCAAAGGAUGUCUGAACACACUGGAGAACAACAGUACUGGGGAGAGAAUCAUCCAUCAAUCCAACUGCAGCACUGGCCUAAAAGAUUUCCAUUUCCACUUGAAACAAUUUGUGUGUGAAUCAUCUCACAGCAACUCAGCAGAGGGAUCAGGGUGUAAGCUUUGCCCCCCAAACUGGCUACUGCACAGGGACAAGUGCUACUGGGUGUCAAAAGAAAAAUAUCCUUGGAAUGAGAGCUGCAAUGACUGUUCAAGGAGGAGCUCUCGGCUGCUGGUGCUCCGGGACCAGGAUGAGAUGACUUUCAUACAAACUACUUCCAAAGACACAAACCACAUCUGGCUUGGACUCAUUUUUACAUCCCGUGCGAGGAAAUGGACUUGGGUGGACGGCUCCCUGUACAAUCAAACACUGUUCAAGUUAGUGGAUCCUGCUGAAGGGAAAUGCGGGGUGAUAAAAGCAGAUGGGAUUCAGUGUGAAACCUGCACUACAGUCUCUAAAUGGAUUUGUGAAAAAGAUGCUCUCCUCAUUAGCCAGUGACAUUAAUCUCCUGUAUUUUCUAAGUAUGAAGUAAAUGUUCUUUAGUUUGUCACAUGAAUGAUGAAUAUUGAAGGUGAGCUUCAAAGACAAAAAUUAGGCUCAUACCCCACCCGACACACCUUUUAUA
Molecule: messenger RNA, 886 nt
Organism: Chrysemys picta bellii (western painted turtle)
Lineage: Eukaryota; Metazoa; Chordata; Testudines; Emydidae
Source: RefSeq, a predicted model, not a curated record